AUGCUCAUGCCUAACAUUCCCCCCGCCUGCAGCCUGACCUGUCAGCUGCCCCAUGAUCUGCACGCCGGGUGGAAGCUGAUGGGCAGCCUCGGCGUGUGGGCUGUGGCCGCUCUUCUCCUAGGGACCUCCGUCUGGACUCUGUCGGAAGCCCACAGAACCGGCAAAGACAGGCACAGGAUGGAGACGGCCAGCGCCUCGCCGGUCGGCGCCCCCAACGAGCCGCACGCAACGGUUAGUGCCCCUACCCUGCGUCGAUCACCUCUGGAAGUGGAGGCAGUAGUGGUGGGGAUGAUGGGGGUGUCGGAGAGCCAGGAAGAUGUUGGGAUCAGGCUGUACAAUAAAUACAAUGCAGUGACAGCAUUCAAAUCUCUCUCGGACCCGGACGGGGGUCUCUGCCGGAGGACCUACUGCGGCCGCGGCCGGCAGUGCCUGGUGCUGGCGGAGACAGGCCGCGCCGAGUGUGUGUGCCAGGAGAAGUGCCGGCCCUCCUUCGUGCCGGUGUGCGGCUCCGACGGCCGCUUCUACGAGAACCACUGCGAGGUGUACCGCACCGCCUGUCUGGAGAAGAGACGCAUCUACGUGGUUCACAGCAAGGACUGCUUCUUCAAAGGAGACGUGUGCACCAUGUCCGAGUACAACCGGCUGAAGAGCAUGCUGCUUAACAUACAGCCCCAGGGGCUGGGCGGGGACGGGCAGCAGAGCCAGCAGAGGGACAUGGAGCACAAGAGAGCCCUGGUGGACAACAUGUUCAAGUACCUGGACGUGGACCAGGACGGGCGGCUGAGCAGCGACGAGCUCGAAAAGAUCUCCAUGAAGGAGCACCUGGAGGACAGCCUUCUGGAGUGCAGCAUGCAGGACCUGCUCCGCUAUGACGACUACAACAACGACGGACACCUGACGCUCCACGAGUUCUACACCGCUUUCCAGGUGGUCCAGCUCAGCCUGCCCGAGGAGCAGCGGAUCAGCGUCUCCACGGUAACAGUCGGCCUCAGCAUGGUCCUGUCCUGUGCCAUCCAGGGGACACUGCGCCCACCCAUCAUCUGGAAAAGGAACGGCAUAAUUCUCAACUUCUUGGACCUUGAGGACAUCAACGACUUUGGGGAUGACGGCUCCCUGUACAUCACCAAGGUGACCACCAUCCACAUGGGGAAGUACAGUUGCCAUGCAUACGGCUACGAGGACCUUCACCAAACGCAUGUUCUGCAGGUGAAUGUCCCACCAGUCAUCCUGGUCUACCCGGAGACCCAGGCCCAGGAACCUGGAGUGUCUGCCAGCCUCCGUUGCCAUGCCGACGGCAUCCCAAACCCAAAACUCAUUUGGCUGAAGAAUGGCUUGGAUCUUCAGCUGCAAUCCUCCAAACAGAUCUCUCUCAUAGCCAAUGGCAGUGAGCUGUACAUCGGCAGCGUGCGCUACGAAGACACCGGCGCCUACACCUGCAUCGCCAAGAACGAGGUGGGGGUGGACGAGGACAUCUCCUCCCUGUUCGUGGAAGACUCGGCCAGGAAGACCUUGGCCAACAUCCUCUGGAGAGAAGAAGGGCUGAGUGUGGGGAACAUGUUCUACGUGUUCUCUGACGAGGGAGUCACCGUUCUUCAGCCUGGCGAGUGUGAGAUCCGCAGGCACAUGAAAUGCACAGAGAGGAUCGUGGCUACCCAUGAGGAGAUGUGCCCUAAAGGGGAGGGGGUUGCGCCCCAGCGCUGUGCCUGGUCAUCAGCAGUCAACGUGAGGGAGAAGUACAUCUACGUCAGCCAGCCCCUGCAGAGCCGCCUGCUGGUGGUGGACACCCAGGCUCAGAAGGUGGUGCAGGCGGUUGCAACAGACCCAUAUCCUGUGAAGUUGCUGUAUGACAAGUCACAUGAUCAGAUCUGGGUCCUCACAUGGGGGGACAUGCAGAAGACCUAUCCUACUUUACAGGUAAUCCCCCAGGCCAGUGUUGGAGAAGUUCACAAGGCCAUCCGCACAACUUUCCAGCGAGUCAGCGACUUCUUCAUCCCCCCCACCAACCUCAUCAUCACACACGUCAGGUUCGCCUUCCUCUUCCUCAAAAAUGAACCUGCGGUGCAUAAGAUUGACCUGGAGACCCUGCACCGAGUCAAGACCAUCAGCCUGAAGAACUACAGCUGCAUGCCGGUGAGCAUGGCCUACACCCAUCUGAGUGGCUUCUACUUCGUCCAAUGCCAGAGCAGGAGUCACCUCCAAGCCCCGCCCCAGCUCCUCCUGGACAGCGUAACGGACACUGUGAUAGGUCCGAACAGGAACAUCACGGGCCGGCCCUACGUCUCCCCGGACGGCCGCUACAUCGUGACCCCCGACCCCCGGAGCUCCAGGCUGGUGGUCCAGACUGUGUCCUUCACGGGGGAGCUGGCCGUGAGCCAGGAGCUGGACAGCCCCGCCGGCGUCUCGGAUGUCGUCUUCCAGCCCUCCUUCACGGAGUCCAACCAGUACUCGCUGGCGGCCGCCUCGGGCUCCGGCACGGAUCUGCUCUUCUCCCAUCUGUGGUCGGAGGGCCACAGCAAGGUCCUCAGGGGCCUGAAGGAGCCCGUGCGCCCCCAGGCCUGGCCCUGGGGAGGUCCCAACAGGCCGCUGGUCGCCAGUGGAUUGUUCGGACAGUACCUGCUGACGCCGUCCACCGAGUCCCUCUUUGUCCUGGACGGGAAACAGAGCUCGCCGCACUGCGAGGUGUCAGACAUCAAGCGGGGGAACACAAUCGUCUGGGUCGGGGAGGUAUGA
Molecule: messenger RNA, 2730 nt
Organism: Gadus chalcogrammus (walleye pollock)
Lineage: Eukaryota; Metazoa; Chordata; Actinopteri; Gadiformes; Gadidae
Product: follistatin-related protein 4-like
Exons: 17
Coding region: 1-2730 (909 amino acids)
Biological process (GO): cell differentiation; regulation of BMP signaling pathway; multicellular organism development
Molecular function (GO): protein binding; calcium ion binding
Source: RefSeq, a predicted model, not a curated record